Messenger RNA from Cloeon dipterum, 2756 nucleotides. RefSeq names its product transport protein Sec23 (gene Sec23). The transcript has 18 exons. Gene Ontology annotation, cellular component: endoplasmic reticulum exit site; COPII vesicle coat. Gene Ontology annotation, biological process: endoplasmic reticulum to Golgi vesicle-mediated transport; intracellular protein transport; COPII-coated vesicle budding. Gene Ontology annotation, molecular function: zinc ion binding; GTPase activator activity. Bases 192 to 2597 code for a protein of 801 amino acids. The record is from RefSeq and is a predicted model, not a curated record. NCBI's taxonomy places the organism in Eukaryota, Metazoa, Arthropoda, Insecta, Ephemeroptera, Baetidae.
GUAAACACAAGUCCAAUGUUACGUUGGUAGCUCUGCUUAAUUGUGACGUGUCUGUGUUCUAUCAUCAUCUGGCUGUCAGCAUAGCAAGGGAUUGUGGUCAAUUCGGCACUUCUCUGUCUGAACAGAAAGAAGUCCAAGAGAGCACAGUCUGAGCGGCCCCUCGGUGUCACACAUUCAUCUUGAGGGCAAAAAUGACGACCUACGAAGAAUUCUUGCUGCAAAACGAGGAGAGGGACGGCAUCCACUUCACCUGGAAUGUGUGGCCGACCAGCCGGAUUGACGCCCAGCGUCUCGUUGUCCCCCUCGGGGCCCUAUAUCAACCGCUGAAAGAACGCCCAGAUUUGCCACCCGUGCAAUACGACCCUGUUCUUUGCAGUGGCAAUGCCUGCCGUGCCAUCCUGAAUCCCUUUUGCCAGGUGGACUACAGAGCAAAACUCUGGGUGUGCAACUUCUGCUUUCAGAGGAAUCCCUUUCCCCCUCAGUAUGCAGCCAUCUCGGAACAACACCAACCGGCAGAGUUGAUACCUCAGUUCUCCACCAUAGAGUACACACUCAUGCGGAAUCAAGGCUUGCCACCGAUAUUCCUGUUUGUGGUGGAUACAUGCGGCGAUGAAGAGGAACUCACAGCAGUCCGCGAUUCCUUGCAAAUGUCACUCAGCCUUUUGCCACCGAAUGCUCUAGUUGGACUCAUAACCUUUGGAAAAAUCAUUCAGGUGCACGAAUUGUGUAGUGAAGGUGUUUCGAAGAGCUAUGUAUUCCGUGGCACCAAGGACCUGACCGCAAAGCAGGUGCAGGACAUGCUGGGCAUCGGCAAAGUGGCCCCAACAAUGCCGAGGCAGCAGCCGCAGCAGCCUGGCAUGCCCACCAUGAUGCAGCCUCAAGCUCAACAGCCGCAGAGUCCAGCCAACAGAUUCCUCCAACCUGUGCACAAGUGUGAAAUGAGUCUGACCGACCUGCUCACCGAACUGCAGAUUGACCCCUGGCCAGUGUCGCAGGGAAAGAGACCGCUCAGAGCAACUGGAGUUGCGCUCUCUAUAGCCGUUGGAUUGCUGGAGGCUACUCUUUGCAUUGGUCCUGAUUUUAAGAACUAUGGUGCUAGGUGCUCGUACCCAAACACCGGUGCUAGAAUCAUGCUGUUUGUCGGCGGGCCGUGCUCCGAGGGGCCUGGCCAAGUAGUCAACGAUGAGCUGAAGCAGCCGAUCCGCUCGCACCACGAUAUCCACAAGGACGCUGCCAAGUACAUGAAAAAGGCCAUCAAGCACUACGAGGGUUUGGCGGCCAGAGCGGCGACCAAUGGCCAUGCCAUCGACAUUUACUCUUGCGCGCUCGACCAAACUGGCCUUUUGGAGAUGAAGCAGUGCUGCAAUGCUACUGGGGGCCACAUGGUGAUGGGAGACUCGUUCAAUUCAACCCUUUUCAAACAAACUUUCCAACGAGUUUUCAUCCGUGACGAAAAAAAUGACUUCAAGAUGGCCUUCAAUGGAGUUUUGGAAGUGAAAACCUCGAGGGAACUGAAAGUGCACGGAGCCAUCGGUCCUUGCGUCUCAAUGAACAUCAAAGGCCGUGCCGUGUCGGAAACAGAAAUCGGCUUAGGAAACACCUGUCAAUGGAAGUUAUGUACAUUAAGUCCCAGCACGUCUGUUGCAGUAUUUUUCGAAGUUGUUAGUCAACAUACUGCACCCAUUCCACAAGGCGGCAGAGGUUGCGUUCAGUUCAUUACCCAAUACCAACAUUCUAGUGGACAAAGAAGAGUUCGUGUGACAACCUUAACUAGAAAUUGGGCUGACGCCUCGUCUAAUUUGAUGCACAUUGGGGCCGGCUUCGAUCAAGAAUGCGCAGCAGUGUUGAUGGCCAGACAGGCUGUCUUCAAGGCGGAGAACGACGAGACUCCCGACACACUGCGCUGGGUGGACAGGAUGCUGAUUCGCCUCUGUCAAAAGUUUGGUGAAUACAACAAGGACGACCCAAACAGCUUCCGACUGCCGGACAAUUUCAGUUUAUACCCGCAAUUCAUGUACCACUUGCGUCGCUCACAAUUCCUGCAAGUCUUCAACAACAGCCCGGACGAAACGUCGUUCUACCGGCACAUGCUGAUGAGAGAAGACCUGAACCAGUCCCUGGUGAUGAUCCAGCCGAUUUUGUACAGUUACAACUUCAACGGCCCCCCGGAGCCAGUCCUGCUGGACACAAGCAGCAUCCAGCCCGACAGGAUCCUGCUGAUGGACACGUUUUUCCAAAUCCUUAUUUUCCACGGAGAGACGAUUGCCCAGUGGCGAGCCCAAUCCUACCAUGAGAAGCCCGAGUACGAAAACUUCAAACAGCUGCUGCAAGCGCCGAUCGAUGAUGCCCAGGAGAUCCUGCAGAGUCGCUUCCCGAUGCCGCGCUACAUCAACUGUGAGCAGGGUGGAUCACAGGCUCGCUUCCUCCUUUCGAAAGUGAAUCCGUCGCAAACCCACAACAACAUGUAUGCGUACGGAGGCCUCAUGGCGCCAGUUCAGCAAUCGGCCGAUGGCGGUGCUCCAGUUUUGACUGACGACGUGAGUCUUCAGGUGUUCAUGGAACACCUUAAGAAGCUGGCCGUCUCGUCCACGGCUUGAAGUGACACCAGGGAGCGCCGAUAAUAAAUUGUUGUUUUAAAUUUAUUUCCAUUUGUUACACAAAGUUUUACUGCGAUUUGGAAUUUAUACGGAAACAGCAGAUUGGCUAAAUGUGUACCGAAAGCUGCUGGAAGUAAAUAAAAGGUUCGUUGACCAUAA